AAUGGCGUUCGAAUGGAGAAACCGUUUGGGCCGUUAACGGCCGCUGCGCGCGGACGAACGCAGGUGAGUGGCAGGCGCUUCGGCGAGUCGCGAGGCGGCCCCGCGCGGCUGAGUGGUGACGGCGGUGCCGCGAGCGCUCGAGACAUCCAAUCCCCGAGUAGAAAGGGGAGGGGAGGGGGCGCAACUGGAAGCCGGUUUAGCGAUUGGGGGCGUGGUGGGAGAGUAUCCCGAGGCUCCCAUUGGCCACAGCUGGCCGUGUAAACAAACAUUGCCUGAGUCAAUUCGCCUCAAUCCUGUCAAAACUUACCAGGGCUACCAGGAAAAACACAUACAAAACAUUUUCCUCAAAACACUUGCAUUCUCGAUAAACUGACCCAAAGUAACUAGCACCUUCUGGUGCUCACAGUCCAUACAAAUUUAAUUACUUAAUAAUAAGAAUAAGGCCUAGCUGCCCAAAUACUCACAGAAAUUCAGAGCAGUUGCAUAGCCACCAAUUGCACGCGACCACUUUUUAAAUUAGAGUCAAAUAAAUACGUUUUUAACUCGGGUGAUUGGGGGGAGGGAGAGAAACAAAUAAAUACAUUUUAAACUCGGAGGGCGGACCAAACCAGAAAAAUCUAAUGGCUCUUUAUGUUAGAUGCAACUCACACUCGUAUGUCUUUACAGUAGUUAUUUCCCCUUCCUCAAAUCCAAACAGUUGCUACUUCUGUGUUUGCCUUUUGUUUUAUUUCCACAUUUAACAGGCUUGUCCACACUUAGCUUGUCCAGUGGCUAGAAAGCACAGGUCCAAGAUGCUUUCCUCUUGCCCGGGGCUUUCUAGUCAUGGGUCCAAGCAGUUUUCCGUUUGCCCCGCUGCUUUCCUUGGGGAAACCCACUCUUUUCUGCCGGAUUAGCACAAACAUCAGUCUGUGAAAAACCUGACCAGUGUUUGCUCCAGUUCCACAGUAAAGAGCAGGUUUAAAAGUGGCGGGACAAGCAGAAGCGUGGAUGAUCCCAAAAGGAUUGAUACAUAUUAUGAAAACCUGGGGGGAAAUAGUGUCAAGAGAGGAAGUCCCAAAACAUAGAAUCAUACAAUUGUAAAGUUGGAAGGGAUCCUGAGGGUCAUCUUGUCCAAUCCCCUGCAAAGCAGGACUCUCAACUAAAGCAUCCAUGACAGAUAGCCAUCCAACCUCUGCUUAAAAACCUGCAGGGAAGGAGAGUCCACCACCUUUCCACGGUCGAACAGCUCUUACUGUCAGAAAGUUCUUCCUGGUGUUUAGUCAAAAUCUCUCUUCCUGUAACUGGAAGCCAUUGGUUUAGGUCCUUCCCUCUGGAGCAGGAGAAAUGAGCUUGCCCCAUCUUCCAUGUUACAGCCCUUAAGAUAUUUGAAGACAGUUCUCAAUCUCCUCUCAGUCUCCUUUUUCAGCAGGCUAAAGAGCAGUGCUGUUUUGCAGCCCAAGCAAGGACUGCUGUGCAUUUUUGCAUUUAUUAAGGCCCCACAUUCCAGGCCCCACAUUCAGUCUCAUACCAUUUUAAAGCUUCCCCCAUGCCAAUAUCCUGAGAACUGUAAUUUGUUAGUGUGCUGAGAGCUUUUAGGAAACCCCUAUUCCCCAUACAGAGCUACACUUCCCACGGAACUCUUGGAAAUGUAGUUCUGUGUAGGGAAUAGGAAUAUCCUAACAACUCUCAGCACACAUAACAGGCUACGGUUCCUGGGAUUCUUUGGGGUAAUCAUGAGUGUUUAAUGUACUAUGAUACAGCUUCAGAUGUGUAGUGCAGAUGGGGCCCAACAAUAAUCAGUUAAGUGUUUCUAAGCAGAAUGGAUGUUACAAGUUCCACACAACAUUCAUUGAUAAUUCUACUUUUUCCAGAAAGGGUGGUUGGUAUUUUAACAAUAUCUGAAUUAUGAAGAAAGGCUCUAAGCAGACAACUUCCAGAAGAAACAAGCAGACUGUUGCCAGUACUACCUGUAAGAAAUUGUCCAUUCAACCCUCUGAGCAGAAGAUAAAAACAUGCCAAAGAGAUUUUGUGCAGCUGUUCCCACUAGAAGUCAGCUUAAAAGUUUUUAGUGAACUUGACAUUCAGAGUUUAUGCAGUGCUGCAAUGACAUGCAAAAGCUGGAAUCAGACCAUUGAGAACUGUGAUGAUUUAUGGAAACAUCAUUGCUUGACUGUAAGGGCUGUCUGUCAGCGAGAGAUUGACGACGACAGAGGAAACGGUUAUUCAUGGAAGGUAAACAUUUGACUGUUGAAACUAUGGUGGUGAAUGAAGAUCUUGCAUUCAGAUUUUCAGUCCAAGCACAAUAGCACCCAAGUUGUUAGGCUCAAUUGCCGUUUGGUAGGGCUGUUCACCUCCAGUACCAGUACCAUUUAACAAGGUGGUUUGACAUAGCAUCAUAAUAGUACAGAGAAACAUAGCUUAGCUUCCUCUCCUUUUAAUCAAUAAAAACAAUACGUAAAAGAGAACAAUGCAUUCUCAAGGCUUCUGAAAAUAAUCAUCUCCUAAGCAUACAUUGGAUACAAUAGCCCUUUGGCUAGCACCGUUGCAGCACAUGUCUGGUGCCACAAUAAUUACUGAAUUGCUUUGCUUGUUAGGCUCUUAAUCUUACAUUGCACUCUCCCUUUCCAUGGAGGCACAGGUUACAGCAACAGCCAAGGCGACAUUUUUCCACCUUCGCCGCAUCAAGCAGUUGGUCCCUUACCUUUCCCACCCCGACCUGGCCACAGUGAUCCAUGCGACGGUCAUCUCCAGGCUUGACUACUGUAAUUCGCUCUAUGCAGGGCUGCCCUUGAAGCUGUCCCAGAAACUCCAGCGGGUGCAGAAUGCUGCAACGAGGCUCCUCACGGGGUCUCUGCCAUGGGAACAUAUUCACCCAGUGCUUUUCAAGCUGCACUGGCUCCCGGUGGAGUACAGGGUCAGAUUUAAGGUGCUGCUUUUGACCUUUAAAGCCCUUCACGGCCUAGGACCCUCGUACCUACGGGACUGCCUCUCCUGGUAUGCCCCACGGAGAGCCUCAAGGUCCAUAAAUAACAACACCCUAGUGGUCCCAGGCCCUAAGGAAGUUAGAUUGGCUUCAACCAGAGCCAGGGCCUUUUCAACACUGGCUCCGACCUGGUGGAACGCUCUGCCUCAUGAGACCAGGGCCCUGCAGGAUCUGAUUUCUUUCCGCAGGGCCUGUAAGACAGAGUUGUUCCGCCUGGCCUUUGGCUUGGAGCCAAUUUGAUUCCCUCCCUCCCUCUUUUUCUUUUUUCUUUUCCUUCUCCUCCUGCGAUGAGGCUACAUUUUAAUAUUUUAAUGUUCCAUUAUUUUAAUGUUGUAUUUUAUUUUUGUUUUUAAGUUGUAAUCAUUCAUCUUGUUUUUAUUAUUGCUUGUAAGCCGCUCUGAGCCCGGCCUUGGCUGGGGAGGGCGGGGUAUAAAUAAAAAAUUAUUAUUAUUAUUAUUAUAAAACAAGGAUAUCCAACAUGGUACACACAUCAAUAUAUUUUGGUCUACAACUUUCACCAGCCCCCACAACAUGGCUAAUGGUCAGAUAUGAUAGGAGUUCAAAGGCUUGCAAAAUCUAGAUGAUACCACAUUGCCUAGCCUUAGGGUAAAUAUUUCCAUAGUCCACUAGUGGGCAGUAGUAAACCUGUAUCUUGAGAGUUCAUUUUAACUUGCAAAUACUUUUUUCUGGUGUAAGUUAUUCUCAGUUUUAGGGUGUUUCCAUAUAUAAUGCUUGAAUAGAUCAGCAGAGCAAAUGUUAAACCUAUAAUGGCUAGUAUGUAGUCUCAUUUAUUUCUUUUACCUUCCCUUGUGCAUUAGCAGUAUUUUAACAUCGUACAACCUGCAUGAAACAAGUUCCAAUGUGUCACAUUUAGCAACAGGAAUAAGCAGUCCUUAGUUCUAUUUAUGAAAUGAUUUGCAAACAAUGGUUAAUUAAGAGGAGGGCCAAUUUAAUUCAUUGCUCAUGGCUUUCUCAUAUUCCCACCCUCAGGUCACGCUCCUGAGAAACUACUGGAAAAGCAAGGUGAAGUAUGAAUGGCUGAGUGGGAAAUAUAGCAAUAUUCAUUCCCGUGUUGCCUUGCCAGAAAAGAGCAUGUAUCCCAUGGAUGUGGACACCUGGGGAGAAAUCCUGGAAGCUGAACUGGAAAGAUAAGAUGCCCAAAUAAGGAUCUUACACAGAAGGAACUAGAAAUGAACUCAUCUGCAGAAAAGAGUGUCCUAUAUACAAUUGUGGCAGCUUUACACAUUGCUGUUGUUUUGUUUUGCACUUUCAGAGCUGCUGUUAUUUAAUUGUUUGUUUUAAAGUUUGAAACGCAGUGUGUGUGUAUUUCUCUUCUUGGACAACCCUCUCAAAAUGUACUUUGCAAAUUAUGUCAAAACAUGUUUGAAAGCUGGAAUGUUAUUAUAUUCUGCCUUAACCUGUUGCAGGAAUUAGCUGGAAGGGAAGCUUAGGAUGACAUAGUAAUGAAAAGAAAAGGAGCAUGCCUGCUGCAUGAAUAAAGUCAUUAGAAGGAUUUUGAUAUACAUCUGGAAUAAGAGGAAGAA
Messenger RNA from Podarcis lilfordi (Lilford's wall lizard), 4506 nucleotides. The record is from the annotation of a GenBank genome assembly. Lineage: Eukaryota; Metazoa; Chordata; Lepidosauria; Squamata; Lacertidae.